CGGGCGCCCGCCGCGCGGUGUGGCCACUGGCCCGCGGCCGCGGACCUUCCGAGGAAGGCCCCGAAGAGCGCCCGGGAGGCCCCGGCGAGGGAGCGCCCGUCGCCGCUGGAGAGCUCGGGCGCCGGGCACCACAGGGAGGCAGCGGCGCCCUGGGCGGCCGCGGGCCCG
This is a messenger RNA of Prorocentrum cordatum, 168 nucleotides long. NCBI's taxonomy places the organism in Eukaryota, Dinophyceae, Prorocentrales, Prorocentraceae. The record is from the annotation of a GenBank genome assembly.